Messenger RNA from Exophiala aquamarina CBS 119918, 1422 nucleotides. Its product is annotated as fructose-6-phosphate 2-kinase/fructose-2, 6-biphosphatase. Gene Ontology annotation, biological process: fructose metabolic process; fructose 2,6-bisphosphate metabolic process. The coding region runs from base 1 to 1422 and encodes 473 amino acids. The record is from RefSeq and is a predicted model, not a curated record. The transcript is spliced from 8 exons. NCBI's taxonomy places the organism in Eukaryota, Fungi, Ascomycota, Eurotiomycetes, Chaetothyriales, Herpotrichiellaceae. Gene Ontology annotation, cellular component: cytosol. Gene Ontology annotation, molecular function: fructose-2,6-bisphosphate 2-phosphatase activity; ATP binding; 6-phosphofructo-2-kinase activity.
AUGUCGUUCUGUGGACCGAUUAGUGAUCGAACAGAUGUCACCCAGAUCGUUGUGGUCAUGGUCGGCUUGCCGGCUCGUGGCAAGAGUCUUAUAGCUGGCAAAGUCAAGCGUUACCUCCGAUGGACGUCCGUCAAAGCAGAGGUCUUUAAUGUAGGCAAAUACAGACGUACAGACAAUCCUCAUCCCGAUGCCAAGUUCUUCGACGUGAACAACCCCGAGGGAGAAAAGGCCCGCCGUGCCGCUGCUGAAGCAGCUGUUGCAGACAUGCUCAACUGGUUCAAAGACAAGGACAAUAAGGUUGCCCUUCUGGACGCUACGAACUCAACAAAGAGCAGACGCAAAUGGAUCUAUGAGAAGAUCGUUGAGGCCAACCUCCUCCACCUAUUUGUCGAGAGCAAAUGUGAUGACGAGGACCUCAUCAUGUCAAAUAUCUUGGAAGUCAAGACCAGCUCCCCUGAUUACGUCGGACAAGAUCCUGAGGCGGCGGCACGAGAUUUCCGUGACAGAAUCAGAAAUUAUGAGAAGGUCUAUCAAACUAUUGACGAGUCGGAACGGCAUUUGACAUACGUGAAGAUUAUUAAUAUCGGGGCACGAACUGUCAUCAACAUGAUACAAGACUAUCUUCAGUCCCGUCUCGUUUAUUACCUGACCAACCUCCAUAUCAAACCCCGAAGCAUCUGGCUUUCACGCCAUGGCGAAUCCGAGUUCAAUCUUGGAGGCCAAAUUGGAGGAGAUGCCAACUUGAGCGAACGUGGCGAACGCUAUGCAAAACUUCUCCCCGAACUUGUCAAACGAUCAGGGCUUCCCAAAGAUGCUCCCUUGACAAUCUGGACGUCUACUCUGAAACGUACAAGCCAAACUGCCAAAUACCUUGUCGAGGAACUUGGUUGGGAAAAGUUGCAGUGGAAAGCCCUCGAUGAAUUGGACAGUGGCGUAUGUGAUGGGAUGACUUAUCAGGAGAUUGCGGAGCAAUACCCUGAGGAUUUCCAAGCUCGUGAUGACGACAAAUACAACUAUCGCUAUCGCGGAGGCGAGUCGUAUCGUGACGUGGUCAUUCGUCUCGAGCCCAUCAUUAUGGAACUGGAGCGAAGCGAGAACAUCAUCAUCAUCACCCAUCAAGCCAUCGUCCGCUGCAUCUUCGCCUACUUCAUGGAGAUCCCCCAGGAGAAAUCACCAUGGAUGGAAGUACCUCUCCACACGCUUAUGAAGCUCACACCUAAAGCUUAUGGUACCGAAGUCGAGCGCUUCAAAGCCGACAUUCCCGCUGUCUCCACCUGGCGCCCAAAGGGAUCCACGGCAAAACAUCACGAUAGUGUCAGUGAUGGAAUGCCAGAAGACGUGGUUGGAGAAGUUAAGAAGGCUGCUGCUGCUGCUGAUACCGGUGAGCCAGAACCAGGUAUGCUGGGCUUGCCUGUGGCGUAA